This is a messenger RNA of Amborella trichopoda, 1584 nucleotides long. RefSeq names its product peroxin 7 (gene PEX7). Gene Ontology annotation, biological process: protein import into peroxisome matrix. Gene Ontology annotation, cellular component: cytosol; peroxisomal matrix. Gene Ontology annotation, molecular function: protein binding. Lineage: Eukaryota; Viridiplantae; Streptophyta; Magnoliopsida; Amborellales; Amborellaceae. The record is from RefSeq and is a predicted model, not a curated record.
UAUCUUUUGGCAAUAGUUUGUCCGCUCUCUCUCCCGCAUGCAUUGAGGAUGUGCAAUCAUGGAGAGCAUUGGUUCUUGAACAAAGGCCUGUGUAAUAUUUAUCUCUCAUCAGUCAUUAACUACCGCAAAAAUCGUCUCUUUCUCUCUCUCGAUUGGACCAAACUUCCCAAUUCCAUUUUCUCUCGUCACUGAUGCUGGGCGCAAAGUAGGUAGAGAGAGGAAUUCAGGUUUUAGAGAGAGAAGCAUCGCUUAGGGUUUCUCAAUUAUGCCGGUGUUCAAGUUUCCAUUCCAUGGUUACUCGGUGAAGUUCAGCCCCUUCAUUGAGACCCGCCUGGCCGUCGCCACCGCCCAGAACUUUGGCAUCAUUGGCAAUGGGCGGCAGCUCGUCCUGGACCUCACCCCCGGAGGCAUGGUUUCCCCGGUCGGCUUUGACACCUCUGACAGCGCCUACGACUGCGCCUGGUCCGAGUCCAACGAGAACCUCCUUGCUUCUGCCACUGGCGAUGGCUCCAUCAAGCUCUGGGAUGUCGCCUCCUCCUCUCUUCUCGUCAACCUCCACGAGCACACCCGCGAGGCCCACUCGAUCGACUGGAACCCCACCCGCAAGGACUCCUUUCUGUCGGCCUCAUGGGAUGACACCCUCAAGCUCUGGGCUGAGGGCAGGAUGCAAAGCAUCCGCACUUUCCGCGAGCACUCUUACUGCGUGUACAGUGCGGCGUGGAACCCCCGCCACCCUGAUGUCUUCGCAUCGGCGUCGGGGGACUGCACGAUGCGAGUUUGGGAUGUGCGCGAGCCGAACUCGACGAUGAUCAUACCGGCGCAUGAGGGUGAGAUUUUGACUUGCGAUUGGAAUAAGUACAACGACUGUGUGAUUGCAUCAGGGGCGGUGGACAAUUCCAUAAAGGUGUGGGAUGUGAGGAGUUAUCGGGCACCAAUUGCGGUUCUGAUGGGGCACAGAUAUGCGGUGCGGAGGGUGAAGUUCUCGCCCCACAGUGAGGGGAUGAUUGCUUCCUGCUCGUAUGACAUGACGGUGUGUGCAUGGGAGUACAGGGCGGAGGACGCACUGGUGGCGAGGUACGACCACCACACGGAAUUUGCGUUGGGCGUGGACAUGAGCGUGCUCGUCGAGGGGCUGUUGGCCAGCACUAGUUGGGACCAGGCAGUCUACGUUUGGCAGCAUGGGACCGACCCCCGAGCCUCCUAAUGUGUGCACGAUUCUGUGAACAGGUGGGCAAAUUGAGAGACUGUUCAUUGUGUGAGCGAGUGAGUUUCUUUUUUGCUGAAUAAUUAGGGUUAUUCUCCUUGCCUGCAAUUAUCCAAAUAUAAUAAAUAGGAUCUAAGAUUUUUUUUGGGGUUCAUGGGAGGAACUAUAGAUAGCAUGGAAAUUGUACUUUAAAAAACUAUGCUCCAUUUUCAUUUUACCUUUCUCCAAGGGCAAAAGGCUCCAUGCCAAUCUCAUCACAUCUUUCUUCUCUGCAAAUGUUUUUAUCUGAAGAACCAUCAUGAAUAUUUAUGUGAGAUGUGGAUGCUCAAAUUAUGUACAUAACGUCUUUGAUGAAAUGCAUAGAAAGGAGUUUAAUCUCA